AUGACACAUAAUCGUUAUAACCGUGAUGUAUGGGUGAAGCCAUUACUCGACACAGUGCAGUUUUAUCAGCAGUGCUGCGGUGGUGAAAGUGCUCGUGAUUACUAUGGUUCGUUCUGGUUCAUCACCAACACCGACCGUGGUACUCGGUCGUUCGUACCGAUGUCCUGCUGUCGUCAAGCACAAGUUGGUCGUGCAUGGGCACCCGUACCGAUCGAUCCGAUGUGCACGACUUAUGCUUACGAUUCGCAAGCGUUCGAUAGUUCAGUGCACAAAGAGCACAACACUUAUGGGAGCGGCGAAAUAUUCACUGGUGUCCGUCUUCGCUGCUUUGGUUCUUAG
Molecule: messenger RNA, 339 nt
Organism: Haemonchus placei
Lineage: Eukaryota; Metazoa; Nematoda; Chromadorea; Rhabditida; Trichostrongylidae
Source: the annotation of a GenBank genome assembly